GUUAUUUUUUGGGAAAAAAACAUUCGAAUUUUGCCGUUUUGAUCACGAAAACUUGUUUUUUUCUGUCAUAGAUCUUCAGUAAUGUGGAAAUUGUGCAAUUUCUGUCGAAUUUGCAUAUCUUAGAGCCUCAAAGUUUUUACACAAGCGCUCACAGACCCAAUCGCCCAGCUGUCGAAACUCUGAAGAUUAAGCUUCAGCUUCCAAACAGUUGAUACGUGCAAAACAUUGUGGUCUGAGACAUUGAGGUGUAUUGGGCAUAUACGUUGUGUGGAGGCAAAUAUAGCCAGAUCAAUACGUGGGAACCCAUAUGAGCUGUCUAAGGGUUAUGAAGGAACAAAGAGGGGAUGAAGCUCCUUACGCAGAAGCAGGCACUGCCUUUAUGGAUGAUAAAGGAUCAGUGUUUUCAGAUAUUGAAUCUCCUUCAGGCACCAUAAUUGAACAACCUUCUAUUAAAAAGGCUCAUUCUUUAAAUAAUGGAAAGCCUGCUAUAUCUCCAACUUCCGGUGUACAUGAACUUCUAGAGUGUCCCGUCUGCACAAAUUCUAUGUAUCCACCAAUUCAUCAGUGUCCUAAUGGGCAUACCCUCUGCUCCAACUGUAAGUCAAGAGUAAAUAACAAAUGCCCUACUUGCAGACAGGAGCUUGGAAAUAUAAGAUGCCUAGCAUUGGAAAAGGUUGCAUCAUCUCUUGACCUACCAUGCAAGUAUCAUACUCUGGGCUGUCCAGAUAUUUUCCCAUAUUAUAAUAAGCUUAAACAUGAGGCACAAUGUACAUUUCGGCCAUACAAUUGCCCUUAUGCAGGAUCAGAAUGUUCUAUCACAGGGGAUAUACAGACACUUGUGGCGCAUCUAAGGGAUGAUCACAAAGUUGAUAUGCACAAUGGUAGCACUUUCAACCACCGUUAUGUAAAACUCAAUCCUCUUGAAGUUGAAAAUGCAACCUGGAUGUUGACAGUCUUCAAUUGCUAUUCAUCAUACUUCUGUCUUCAUUUUGAAGCAUUUCAGUUAGGUGCAGCACCAGUGUAUAUGGCAUUCCUUCGGUUUAUGGGAGAUGAUAAUGAAGCUAGAAAUUUCAGAUAUAGUCUCGAGGUUGGAGCAAAUGGCCGGAAACUAAUAUGGCAAGGAGUGCCUAGGAGUAUUCGGGACAGUCAUCGUAAAGUUCGGGACAGCCAUGAUGGGUUAAUUAUUCAAAGGAACAUGGCACUGUUCUUUUCUGGGGGUGAUUGGAAAGAGUUGAAGUUGAGAGUUACCGGACGGAUCUGGAAGGAACAGUAAGAUAUUAAUGGCUGAAAGAUAAUUAUUAUUGAGAAAAGGAAAGCUUUAUAGGCCCGAACUAGAACGGUAAGUUAUCAAAAAGUGUCACGUCAUAAAGUUCCAAUGUAGUUUGCAAGCCGAUAAGUUUGUUAUUCGUCAAUCGUCUGGACAUAUUCCCAUCAAAUUGCUUGUUGUAUAAUUUAGAAGCAGGUUUUAUCAGGCUGUUUUAGCUCAAAUGUUCUGCCAUGUCAUGAACUUAAAAGGUUAAUGCAUUCUGUGCUAUUUGUGAUAUAUCGUGACUUCGUGUAACCUGAUUUCGUUGAAUGGCUUAUUGGCUUCAAGCCUACAUUGAUGUUUCCA
Messenger RNA from Cryptomeria japonica (Japanese cedar), 1612 nucleotides. Its product is annotated as E3 ubiquitin-protein ligase SINAT5. Gene Ontology annotation, molecular function: ubiquitin protein ligase activity; protein binding; zinc ion binding. NCBI's taxonomy places the organism in Eukaryota, Viridiplantae, Streptophyta, Pinopsida, Cupressales, Cupressaceae. Gene Ontology annotation, cellular component: cytoplasm. Gene Ontology annotation, biological process: multicellular organism development; ubiquitin-dependent protein catabolic process. The transcript has 5 exons. The coding region runs from base 308 to 1273 and encodes 321 amino acids. The record is from RefSeq and is a predicted model, not a curated record.